UUCCCGACCCGGCGGCCGCGGCACCAGGCGCGCCCCCGCAGGGUCCAGCCCCGACGCCGGCCCGACCUCGGCGGCCCCUUGUGCGCGCCCGCCGCAGCCGUCGCCACUCCCAUCGCCGCCUCAGCCAGGACUCACGUGGGCAGCGUGGUAGCCAGAAGUCCGCAACUGCUGUCUGUGGCCCCGACACCUGGGACCGCCGGUGCAGACGCACGCGCAGCCCUCCCGGCACCCGCGCCAGCCCCCGACUGUCCCUUCGACCCCAGCCCUCGCCGCGGAGGGCGCGCCGCCCUCUCCACGCCGCGCCCUGGCGGAGGCAGCGAUGGCCUUGGCUUCCGACGACGGGGGGACCCCGCGGGUGCUCUUCGGAGACUGGCUUCUGGGCGAGGUCAGCAGCGGCCGCUAUGAGGGGCUGCGGUGGCUGGACGCGGCCCGAACGCGCUUCCGCGUGCCCUGGAAACACUUCGCGCGGAAGGACCUGGGUGAGGCCGACUCUGGCAUUUUCAAGGCCACGUACUCCACUUUCUCCCCAGGCCUGGGCCAUGGCCCGCGGCAGGUGGCCGCUCCGCAGCAGCGGGGGUGCCCGGCCGACCCCUGAAAGUGCGCUCCGAGCCUCAUGGAAAACCAACUUCCGUUGCGCGCUGCACAGCACGCGGCGCUUCGUGAUGUUGGAAGACAACUCAGGAGACCCCACCGAUCCUCACAAGGUGUACAUGGUCAGCCUCGAGCCGGCGUGCGGAGAAGGCCCAGGCAGUAACCAGUGGGAGCAUGAGGCCCUUGAAGAUGCCCCACCUACAAGGGGUGGACUUCUAGGACCAAGCCUGGUAGCAGAUACAGGUGAGAGGCUGGCCAGGCUGAGCCCUGCACCCUGUGCCCCAAGCCCAGCUGGAGGUGCCGGGGACCUCUUGCUCCAGGCCCUGCAGCAGAGCUGCCUGGAGGACCAUCUGCUGAGAGCUGCAUGGGGGGUGGAUCCUAACCCCCCAGAGGCUCCUGACACAGGCCCACCCCCAGCCCCAGAGCCCUGGCAGCCCCAAGAGGCAGAGCCCCACACCACAGCCUCCCCCAGUGGCUGCUCCCUGAUGGCCGGGGAUCUGCACCUGGCUGGUCCCAUCUGCUCACAGCUCAGUCUGCACACAGAGCCCAGCCUGGUGGCCCUGGACUUGACCAUCAUGUACAAGGGCCGAACAGUGCUGCAGGAGGUGGUGGGGCGCCCGAGCUGUGUGCUCCUGUACGGCACCCCCAGCAUAGCGGGCAAGGCUUCGGAGCCCCAGCGUGUAGCCUUCCCCAGCCCUGCUGAGCUGCCCGACCAGAAGCAGCUCCACUACACAGAGAAGCUGCUGCAGCAUGUGGCCCCUGGCCUGCAGCUGGAAUUCCGGGGGCUCAGGCUGUGGGCCCGGCGCCUGGGCAAAUGCAAGGUCUACUGGGAGGUGGGAGGGCCCCUGGGCUCAACCAGCCCCUCCAUCCCUGCCUGCUUGCUGCCCCGGAACUGCGACACCCCCAUCUUUGACUUCAGCACCUUCUUCCAAGAGUUGGAGGAGUUCCGGGCCCGCCAGCGCCGUGGCUCCCCGCACUACACCAUCUACCUGGGCUUUGGGCAGGACCUGUCAGUGGGGAGGCCCAAGGAGAAGAGCCUGGUCCUGGUGAAGCUCGAGCCAUGGCUGUGCCGGGCCUACCUCGAGGGCGUGCAGCGUGAGGGUGCAUCCUCCCUGAACAGUGGCAGCCUUGGUCUCUGCCUGUCCAGCUUCAACAGCCUCUAUGACGACCUGGAGCACUUCCUGGAGCACUUCUUGAUGGAGGUGGAGCAGCCCGCCUAGGCGGGACCCCCGACCUCCACCCAAUCCAAUAAAAAGAUCCCUAA
Molecule: messenger RNA, 1855 nt
Organism: Hippopotamus amphibius kiboko
Lineage: Eukaryota; Metazoa; Chordata; Mammalia; Artiodactyla; Hippopotamidae
Gene: IRF7
Product: interferon regulatory factor 7
Exons: 9
Coding region: 402-1811 (469 amino acids)
Biological process (GO): regulation of transcription by RNA polymerase II; immune system process
Cellular component (GO): nucleus
Molecular function (GO): RNA polymerase II cis-regulatory region sequence-specific DNA binding; protein binding; DNA-binding transcription factor activity, RNA polymerase II-specific
Source: RefSeq, a predicted model, not a curated record